Messenger RNA from Pelodiscus sinensis (Chinese soft-shelled turtle), 936 nucleotides. NCBI's taxonomy places the organism in Eukaryota, Metazoa, Chordata, Testudines, Trionychidae. The record is from RefSeq and is a predicted model, not a curated record.
AUGUCCAACGGAACCACCGUGACCGAGUUCCUGCUCCGGGGGUUCUCCGAUGUCCGGGCGCUGCAGGUUUUGCACUUUGUGGUGUUUCUGAUGCUUUACCUGGCAGCCCUGAUGGGGAACCUUCUCAUCAUCUCAGCUAUCGUCCUCAACCGCCGUCUGCACACCCCCAUGUACUUCUUCCUGGGGAACCUGUCCAUCCUGGACCUCGGCUCCAUCUCCGCCACCGUCCCCAAAUCCAUGGUCAUUUCCCUCCUGAACACCAGGUCGAUUUCCUACCCAGCCUGUGUCACCCAAGUCUCUCUCUUUGUCGUCUUCGCUUCAACUGAUCUUGCUUUACUGACCAUCAUGUCUUACGACCGGUACGUGGCUAUCUGCCUCCCGCUGCACUAUGAGCGAGUGAUGAACAGGAGAGCCUGUGUCCACAUGGCCACCGGUGCCUGGAUCGCUGGUAUUGUCUACUCUGCCCUGCACACCAGUAGCACCUUCAUGCUACCCUUCUGCCAGUCCAACGUCAUCGACCAGUUCUUCUGUGAUAUCCCCCAGCUCCUCAAGCUGGCCUGCUCCGACUCCUACCGCAUUGAAAUUGGGGUUAUUGCCUUGAGUGUAUUUUUAGUUGUGAAUUGCUUUGCCUUUAUCCUUGUGUCGUAUGUUCAGAUCUUCAGAGCGGUGCUGAGAAUCCCCUCGGAGCAGGGCCGGCACAAAGCCUUCUCCACCUGCCUCCCCCACCUCGCUGUGGUCUCCUUGUUACUUUUCACGGCUGCGUUUGCCUACCUGAAACCCCCCUCCAGCUCGGAUUCUAAUCUGGAUCUCGUGGUGGGUGUUCUCUACGCCGUGGUGCCUCCCAUGGUGAAUCCGGUCGUCUACAGCCUGAGGAACCAGGAGAUCAAAGCUGCAAUGAAGAAGAUGAUGGGGUGUAGAUUUAGCUCCAUGAAGUGA